Messenger RNA from Gavialis gangeticus (Gharial), 2485 nucleotides. It is a transcript of the gene SMAP2, whose product is annotated as small ArfGAP2. NCBI's taxonomy places the organism in Eukaryota, Metazoa, Chordata, Crocodylia, Gavialidae. Bases 74 to 1366 code for a protein of 430 amino acids. Gene Ontology annotation, molecular function: GTPase activator activity. The record is from RefSeq and is a predicted model, not a curated record. The transcript has 10 exons.
CCGGAAGCAGGAAGCGGCGGGCUGUGCUGUGCCGGGCCGCGCCGGGGCGUCCACGCGCGAGCGCGGCCGGGCCAUGACGGGCAAGUCGGUGCGCGACGUGGAGCGCUACCAGGCCGUGCUGGGCAGCCUGCUGGGCGAGGACGAGAACAAGUACUGCGCCGACUGCCAGGCCAAAGGGCCGCGAUGGGCGUCCUGGAAUAUCGGAGUGUUCAUUUGUAUCCGCUGUGCUGGGAUCCAUCGCAACCUAGGAGUUCACAUUUCCAGGGUCAAGUCUGUGAAUCUCGACCAGUGGACACAAGAACAGAUACAGUGCAUGCAGGAGAUGGGGAACGGAAAGGCAAACCGUCUGUAUGAAGCCUACCUGCCAGAGAACUUCAGGCGACCUCAGACUGAUCAAGCAGUGGAGGGCUUCAUUCGGGAUAAAUAUGAAAAGAAGAAAUACAUGGACCGAAGUAUCGAUGUCAGCGUUUUCAGGAAAGAAAAGGAUGACAAGUGGAAGAGGAGUGGCGAGCCAGCAUCAGAGAAGAAACUGGAGCCCAUAAUCUUUGAGAGAGUGAAAAUGCCUCAAAAGAAAGAAGAAAUGCAACAAGCCAGGAAAAGUCCCCCGAAAUCAACAGAACCUGUAGUGGACUUGUUGGGACUUGAUGCUCCUGUGACCAGCACUGUUCCAAAUGGCAGGCCUAGCAGUUUAGAAAAGGAUCUUGACCUCUUUGCCUCUGUGGGAUCAAACUCUGUCUCUGACUCCAGAAAGGUCGUUGGUUCCAUGCCAACAGCAGGAAGUGCUGGGUCUGUUCCUGAAAACCUGAAUUUGUUUCCUGAGCCAGGGAGCAAAGUGGAGGAGACAGGAAAGAAACAGCUCUCAAAGGACUCCAUCCUUUCUCUCUAUGGUUCCCAGACACCUCAGAUGCCUGCUCAAGGUGCAAUGUUCAUGGCCCCUGCUCAGGUGACGUACCCUGCAGCCGCGUACAGUGGUUUUCCAGGCGUCACUCCACCCAGCAACAUGAUGGGAGGCAUGAUGGCACCGCCCGUAGGAAUGAUGCCACAGCCUGGCGCUGCAGGGAUGGUGACUCCUAUGGCCAUACCAGCUGGAUAUGUAGGUGGCAUGCAGGCAGCCGUCAUCGGUGUUCCCAACGGCAUGAUGGCCACACAGCAAGCUGGGUAUGUAGCGGGCAUGGCAGCAGUACCACAGCCAGUGUAUGGCGUGCAACCAGCACAGCAGCUGCAGUGGAACCUAGCUCAGAUGACCCAGCAGAUGGCUGGGAUGAACUUUUAUGGCGCUAAUGGCAUGAUGGGAUAUGGACAGUCAAUGGGCGGAGGAAGUGCCCAGGGAAGCAAUCAAACCCUCAGCACUCAGAUGUGGAAAUAACCCCCCCUGCAUUCUGACCACUUCUCUGCCUUCGUUCUUUUUUUUUUUUUAACUGCUCCAUGAGACAUUGAGGGUUUUGGGGCGGGGUUUCCCUUUCUGAUGCUCUGCUCAGCCUGAGCCUCUCUUUCCAUAACUGAGACCCAUCUCUGCCUUGUUUGCUGUCAAUGCUACAGCGAAACCUCAGUGGCCAGAACACCACUUGCAGCUCCCCUGCACUCUGCACAGUCAAUGCACACUCGGAGGGGCCAUCUCUUCCCCCUUGAGCACACGCACGCAGCUUCACUAAUGCUUCUGGGAUCAUCUCUGCAUUCAGAGAAAAGGACAUCCUGGAGAAAUUGUGACUGAAGUAGUGGAUUGAGUAUUUAGUACUGUCUGCACUUACAGGCCUUUUUAGAGAUCACUUAAGCAGUGGUACUAGGUGGGAGAGGGGGCAGGUCACUAAUGAGCCUUUAUUUGGUGCUGAGGAACGGGAUUUUAAUACAACCCAAACCCUAAGGGGCAAGAGAGUCUUGCCACCUGCGUUUUCUUUUCUUUGCUGUGGAGUUGUCUGGAGCUGAGGCCUUGCUGGGCUUGGCUGGUCAACCUUCAUUGGAACCAAAGUCAUUUUUGAAGGCCCCUGCUGUGAGCAAGCGGGAUCUCCCACGGCGCGGGGCACAAACCGUUUGGAAUGUGAAACUUGCACUUCUUCAGAGUGGCUUUUUUUUUUCCCCCCCUGUCUAAUCUGUGGUGUUGAUGUAUUUAAAAUGAGCAAGCAAACUUUUAAUGAACUAACAAAGAGAAUUUACUUUAUCAAGGGCCAAGAGCUUGUCGUAAAGCUUUUUCUUACACUUUAAAAAGUGAUUCUGACAUCCUAAUUUAUACUUUUUCAUAUUGCUUUGUUUUGUUUUGUUCCUAUGUAAGCCCAGUUCCUGGCUAUCUCCUGACCUUCUGGUCUCUAAGUAUAGAAAAGUGGGUGCAUUAGACAUUUUUUUUUCUUUUCUUUCCAUCGCAUCCACAUCCCUAGAAAACAUUCGCUUGAAAGACUUCAUCAGUGUGAAAUAAAAAAAGUGAGAAGCUCUCGGUUUACUUUAUCCUGUGUAUAUGUAAAUUCCUUAAUAAAAUAUUGCAGUGAAACAUCAA